CCGCAGCCCUACACCCCCUACCCAAUAACAGAUGCGCGCGAGCAUACGCAGAGCGUGUUUUUGGGUGGUUUUCAUGCGGGUGCGCUUACGGAUAGGACUGGGUCUUUGUCGUGGUGCGCAGCGAGCUGGGGGUUCAGCCGCGUUGCUGACGGAGGGGUCGUCAGCAUAAAAGGAUGGGGGGUGCUGUUGUGGUUGGGUUUUGUCAGAUUCUGUUUUUUCUGUUCGAGCUGUAUACCCAUUCUCAUCUGUUAAUCUUUAUUUCAUUUAAGACGAUUUCUAUCUAUCUACCUUAUUCGUUGUUAUCAUCCACAUACCUCCAUUCACACACGCCCAACCCACACCCCAAAAAUGCGGCCCUUCACCCUCUUCUCCCCCCCAAAAACCCCCUUCCAAAUCCUCUCAGACCUGCACCUCAACCACGCCUCCCAAUACCUAACCUUCCACAUCCCCGUCUCCGCCCCCUACCUAAUCCUCGCCGGAAACAUCGGCCGCCUAAUCGACUACGACUCGUACCUCUCCUUCCUAAUCCGGCGCUGCAACCUGCACGAGAAAGUCUACCUUGUGCCCGGCGCCCUCGAGUUCCACGGCCUGAGCUGGAUGGACGGCCUGCAGCUCGCGCACCGCAUGGAGAAAGAGCCGCAGACGCGGGGACGGUUGGAGGUGCUGUACGAGACGCGGGCGGAUGUGCCCGGGACGAAAGUCUCGCUGCUGGGGGCUACGCUGUGGAGUCGUAUCGCCGAGGGGGACGCGGCGGCGGUGGUGAAGCGCGGGGGGGAGUUUGACGCCGCGACGGGGAUGAGGGAGUGGGGCGUUGAGCGGCAUAAUAGCGAGCAUCGGCGGGAUUUACGGUGGCUGCUCGAGGAGGUUAGGGGGUUGGUGGGCGCGGGUAGGCGGGUUGUUGUUGUUACGGCUUUUGCGCCGGAUUUGCAGAAUUGUCUCGAGCCGUGGCAGGUGGAUGCGCCGUGGGCGGCGGCGUGUGGGACGGAUUUACUGGGCGGGAUGGGGUGGAAGGGCGUUGAUGUUUGGGUGUGUGGGACGACGGGGCGGACGUGCGAGGUGAGGGUGAAUGGGGUGCGGGUGGUGAGUAAUCAGCGGGGGAGGGAGGAUGAGUCUGUGACGGGGAUGUUGAGGGAUGGGCUGUCGGAGAAGCAGAAGGUUGGGGUUUUUGAUGUUAUGAGGGUUGUUAGGGUUUGAAUGCAUG
Messenger RNA from Dothidotthia symphoricarpi CBS 119687, 1201 nucleotides. RefSeq names its product ser/Thr protein phosphatase superfamily. The record is from RefSeq and is a predicted model, not a curated record. The transcript has a single exon. NCBI's taxonomy places the organism in Eukaryota, Fungi, Ascomycota, Dothideomycetes, Pleosporales, Dothidotthiaceae. The coding region runs from base 349 to 1194 and encodes 281 amino acids.